This is a messenger RNA of Anas platyrhynchos (mallard), 1382 nucleotides long. The record is from RefSeq and is a predicted model, not a curated record. Lineage: Eukaryota; Metazoa; Chordata; Aves; Anseriformes; Anatidae.
UCAAAGUUGUGGAAGCUAUGGGGUGGCUCGGCUGAGGAAGCCAGGGAUGCCGGUGGGGAACCAGAGCCUGAGGAAAUCUGGGAGAGACCAUGGCCAUGUGCGCCCCGGUACGGAGCUGAACUAGAAGACGAAGAGUCGGGUGAAGAAACCUCCGGCGGGAACGGGGAUGAAGUGCUAGGUUUUACUAACACGUGGAAAUGUGAGAAAGAGAACGGUUGCGGGGACGACCGGGGAGGAGGUAGAAGCGUGAGAGAGGGGCAGAGAGCCGAUCGGGACGGCCAUCCGAGAAAACGCUCCUGUGGCGCAGACGCCUCACUGAGAUGGCGGCGGGGCGAGCCACGAGGCAGAGAGCGGCCUGCCCGCAGGGGUGGGGGGCAGGGCCCAAACUCGAUGGGAGGGUACCGGAGCUCGGAGGUGACCAGUCAGUCAAGCUCUGACUCCGGUGAUCCAAGUGCCCGCCUGUCCCCGAGGCACACAGUGGCAGCGGGUGUCCAGUUGUGUCUGGAAGCUGGACACCCCCAGGCUUCAAAUCCUCAGUGGGAGAGAGGCACCAGGCGACUUCCAAACAGCCUCACCUCACUUCUGAGAUGGUGGACUACUACAAAGUCCUUGGACUGCAAAAAAACGCCUCCCAGGAUGACAUUAGGAAAUCCUACUGCAGGCUGGCACUACAAUGGCAUCCUGAUAAGAAUCCCAGCAACAAGGAGGAAGCCGAAAAGAAAAAGAAUUUUCAGCACAGUAAAAAAAAAAAAAAUUUAAAGCUUUCCUCAAAAAAAGUCAAAGCUGUCGCUGAGGCAUACGAGGUUUUGUCUGACCCUCAGAAACGGUCGCUCUAUGACAGGUCUGUUAAGGAGAGCAUUUCCCACAGAGCAAGAAGUCCCUCGAUGGGUCAUAACAGCUUUUUUGACACCACUUAUGUAUUCCAAGACCCCAAUGAGAUCUUUAGGGAUUUCUUUGGAGGGAUGGAUCCCUUUGUGCAUGCUUUCUGGGACCCAUUUGGCAACCUCAGGAAUGAUGAUGAAAACAAGCAGGGUCCAAGUGGAAGAGGAAGCUGCUCCAGUUUGUUUUCUGACUUCGUGCAGUCUUUCAUGCCAUUUAAUCCAUUCAGCCCCAGUGAGCAGCCCACAUUCUCCUUUGCUGAGGACAUGGCUGAGCCACACAGUUUCAGAUCAGUCUUGACCACUACUGAAGGGAUCAACGGCAAGAAGGUCACCACCCGGAAAAUCAUUGAGAACGGGCAGGAGACAAUAGAAGUGGAAGAAGAUGGCCAUUUGAGGUCUGUGACGAUUAAUGGAAGAGAACACCUGAAAUUAUAUCUUAUCAUAAAAGGAAAUCAGGUUAGUUAGGCAGGACCUACCCUUCACAAACCCAUGCUGGCUGGG